This is a messenger RNA of Geodia barretti, 4648 nucleotides long. The record is from the annotation of a GenBank genome assembly. NCBI's taxonomy places the organism in Eukaryota, Metazoa, Porifera, Demospongiae, Tetractinellida, Geodiidae.
UGCCGUGUGUCGCGCCAGGACAGCCGGCGGAAAGACAGAGUUCACAGAUCUCGGCUCUGGAGCUAGCGCGAUCGUUCAAAGUGACCGGUGGUAGUGGCGACGAGAAGAAGAAUCGCGUCGUUCUCUCGUACUCUUCCGAAGUGCCUCACAGUACGUGUGGUAAAGUGUACACACGACUGGAGUUCAUCUGCAACCCUUCAGCUGGUCCAGAGAUGGAAAGUACACGUGGAAUAUAUCUCUGUGUGGAGGACUGGACUACGUCUGUCACCAGUCGUCACUGAAUGCCUCGGUCUGCCAGGGCUACGACGGACACCAGAGGGUCAGCGGUCUGGCAGACUCUCGCCAGCUCCUCUUCUUCGACGGCUCUCUCAGUCUGAGACUCGGCGGAGGAGAGAAGUGUAAUUCCAACGGGAAAAACCGCUCCACUCUUAUCAGCUUUGAGUGUGACCAGUCGGUGCUGGCCGGCCAACCUCGCUAUGUGCAGGAGGUGGACUGUGAGUAUUCAUUCGUGUGGCCGACUCUAUUGGCCUGUCCUCACAAGGAACUGGAGUGCGUUGCCAGAGGAGGGAGAUAUGACCUUCGACCUCUGCUCCACUACCACAAUUACAUGGUCACCACGUCCGGCGACUACACCAUUGCUGUGGGCGGAUGCAGUGGCCUGGACUUUGAAUCGCUGCCUCGCUGCCCGCAGGAGGCAGGUAUGGGUGCCUGCAAGUUCCCCACGGCUGGCUCCGAUGAGGGAGAGGUUCUGGGUUACCUGAUGGGAGAUAUGGUGGAGGAGGUGACUGGGGUACUGAGACUCUCCUACUAUAAUGGAGCAAAGUGUGCGGGGAGUGGGAAGAGUAGAACUGUCAACAUCUUCUUCCAAUGUGAGAUGGGAGCUGGACUGGGGGUGCCCAUUGAGAGAGACAGUAGUGACGACAGCUGUAUCACCAGCAUCGACUGGCUCACUCAGUACGCCUGUCCUCUGGACGCAGUCAGCACCAAUGAAUGGAACAUCUCUAACCCCGUCACCCACCAGAACUUUGACCUCACCAAACUGAGCCCCGUCCUCUCUCAGACUUUUAUCGAGAACGGCAUCACCUACAACUACACAGUCGCACUCGGCGGGCAUCAAAUAGAAUGCGGGACGUUGGGCAAAGACUACCAGAACCCCAUAGGAGCGUGCCAGGUCAGAGUUGACACGGGGAAAUCGUUCAUUCUCGGUCGACGAAACACCACCCUGCGGUUUGUUGGGGAGGAACUGCGAGCCGAGUAUCGCAACGGGAACUUCUGUCACCAUGUCGAUGCCCCCAGGAGGACCGUUUUAACGUUUGUGUGCAACUCUACGGCGCCCGAGUCGGGUUACUUGGAGGUUUUGCCCGAGGAGGAGUGCGAGUAUACGUUCAACGUUCACACACCGAAGGCUUGUCAGCGGAACAAUGCUUCGUCGGUGGAGUGUUUUGUACAGGGAUAUGCGGUGUUGGGAAGUAUGACGUCAUUCAGAGUACCUCCAGUUAAAGCACAGUCUGGGACUGCGUACCUGGCCGUGUGUGGUCCCAUAUCAGCUGACAACCAGCUGAUCGUACAAGCCGCAUCGGUUUGCCCGUACGGAGCUGCUGCGUGUGUAGUACAGGAUGGUAAGGCGGUGAGUCUGGGGCAGGCCAGCUCUGCCCCGACCCUCCUGAAGGGAGGUGGAGGGUGUGGUCCUGGAGUACAGGAAUGGGGACCUGUGCAGAGGAGGCCCGGCCAGAUGGAGGUCGACUCUCGUCCUCUCCUGUGACAGAGAUGUCGCUAUGGGGUAUCCUGAGGCAGUGUUAAGCAGUGAAGACUGCAGCUAUACUUUCACCUGGCACAGCUCCUUUGCCUGUCCCGUGGAGGUCUUCAGCACCAACUCCUCCGACAGCAUCUGCUCGUUCCGAGACCCUGCGGGGGGCUCCCUGUAUAAUUUCCAUUCGAUUGCCUCGCACGACAUCCCCGUUCCGGACUCGGAUACCAAGUACCACCUGAGACUGUGUGGAACCGCGACGCAAGCUCCCAGCGGGUGUGGGUCUAGAGUCGGUGUGUGUAGCUCAGACGGCACGGAGACUAAGACUCUAGUCAACGCUCGCCACAAGAUUGUGAUCGUCUCCCAUGCUCCGCAUACAUUUGAGGUGGUGUUUGAUAGCGGAGCACCGUGUGGCACUGACUCCCAGUGGACGUCUGUGGUGACGCUGGUGUGCAAGUGGCGGGGAGGAACGGAGCAUCCCGUGUUCGUCUCAAGCAGCGACUGUACUCUGAGGUUCCUGUGGAAGAGUUCUCUGUUUUGCGACGGACGAGAGACGUGUGCGGCUGAGGACAAGGACAGCGGAUACACCUACGACCUGGAUUCCCUAUUGAGCAGCACUUGGAAUGGGUUGGUUCAUGGGGAGAAGGGAAGGUUUGAACUGGGAGUGUGUCGCAGUCUUAACCCUUUCUCUUCUGGCAACCACUGCUCGUCUCCUGCCGGCAUCUGCUGGCACAAGAGUGGCUCUGAACACAUUAAUCUCGGGCACAUGACGGGACCUCCAGUGUACGUGGGGGGAGAGAGUCCACACAUACUGUUGAACUAUACCGAUGGUGACGUGUGCUCUGAGGCUGCGACUGGCCGGAAACACUCCACCACUGUCUCCCUCACUUGUGGGCCGGGGAAGAGUACUCCACUGACUCUGGAGAGCAGUGGUCCAUGCAGCCACACUCUGGACUGGGAGACUCCGUACGCCUGCAGACCUCACGUCAACUACACUCUGGCCUGCGUCUGGAACGACUCCUCCUCGGGACUCCAGUUCAACCUCUCCAGUCUCGCCAAACCCAUCACGGUGGACGCUGCAGACUGGAAUAUCGAUGUGUGUCUGUGUCCCAGUGAGGCCUGUAGCAAGUGGGGCGGGGCCAAGGUCUCCGCCCACCACACCUCCUCCGCCCCCUCCGCCCAACCCCAGAGCUGGGGGGAGUUCGGUAGGCUCUCUGUCUCCAGUGCUAACAGUGGACCAGUCAUCACUUUCACUAGUGGAGAUGUCUGCAGAGGUACGACGAAAUACAAGACAGACAUCUACAUGGAGUGUGACCGAUCCAUCACCACUGACGACAGCAAGCCAGUCUUCCAACAGAGCAUGUCAAGAGGCUGUACGAAGGUGCUGUUCUGGUCCAGUCCAUAUGCGUGUCACAGUGAGAGGACCAGCUGUACUCACACUGCGGGGGACAAGUUCUUUGACUUCACUCCACUCCAGGCUAACCCUGGGGAGAUGGCCUGGAAGACACACUAUAGCGGAGAUGAGUACUAUGUCAACUUGUGCGGAUCAAUUCCAGAAUUCACUGGUUGUGACCCAGAGACUGCAGUCUGUCUGCACACGUCAAAGGGAGGAUGGUUGAAUAUUGGAAUGACCUCCACUCAGGAGAUUAUUGGAACUACUGAUGAUCACAUUCAGAUCAAGUUCAGCGGGAGACACAAGUGCAGAGACGCGACCUCUCACGUCACCAUUGACAUGAGCUGCGGCCUCUCUGGCCUAACACUGGACAGAAAUGAUGAGAACCUGUGUACUUAUGAGUUCUUGUGGAGCACACCUUACGCCUGCCACGUGGAGGACACGAUUCAGAAAUGGACAAAGUGUGAAGAUCAGCUGAAGUCAAAUGAAUAUGAUGGACUUGUUUUUCUACCAAACAAACUAAAGAGCUCUGAAGGGAUGUUGGUAGUGGAGGGAGACUCAGCUCAGAGGACGUUCCACGUCAGUCUGUGUGGCGGCAACUCCCACUGUCCUCACGGCUCCUCCGUCUGCUACACCGACAGCUCCGGACUCACCACCAAUGUCGCCACCUCCUCUCUCCAGACCAUCAUGACUCAAGGACGUCGAUGUGGAUUCAGAUGACCUCAAUACUGAACGGUUUCUCUCCGCGCUCGUGUGCAAUGUGGAGUGUGUGGACGACAGUGCUGACGUCAGCAGAGCUGAACUAGGGAGUUUGUGAAAGUCACUACGUCGACGCUGGCAGUGAGAGGCACACAUUCUAUCACUUUCACAUGUGGACCAAGAAGGCUGCUCCUUCUCUACAACAACCAACCACAGCACCGUACACUCCCACCAUCAUCACAAGAGUACAGAUAAUGGCUGGGAGACCACAGUGGUGGCAGUGGUUCGUCUGGCUCUGGUGGUACCUCAGCGACCGUGUGGCUCUGUUGGUCACACUAGUGGUACUGAUGUAGCGCAUCUUCUUGGCUUUAUUUCUACAAGAAGAGAGACGGGAUAGAUCUAUUCACUGUUCAGACCAGUCAUACUGAACCGGUACCAGUAUGUGAAAAGGUAGUACAAUAAUGUGCAGUGUACAGAAGAUUGCCUCGCUAAAAAAACUGGGAUCUGGAGAGGAAGAGGUAGGGGAUUAGGACGAAGUCGUGUGGUGGAUGUUUGUCCUCUUCUACCCCACGAAAUUGGACCGAGAAUCAUGAGACCACAAGUGUUUGACCUAUGCUGUCUAUACUACCACACAAAACGAUCAAAAUCCAGACCUACACUCAAAUCUGCGGAUUGAAGCUUUCCCAAAUAUUACUGUGGCCAUCUUAAUUCCAGACUAUCUUACUUGCCAAAAACCAGACUAGCUAAGUGUUGUAGCUAGCCACCCAGUGUUUCUGCUCUAUACUGUGCAGUUACCAUGACUCUUACGA